This is a messenger RNA of Dama dama (fallow deer), 5872 nucleotides long. Its product is annotated as adhesion G protein-coupled receptor E2-like. Gene Ontology annotation, biological process: cell surface receptor signaling pathway; adenylate cyclase-activating G protein-coupled receptor signaling pathway. The transcript has 19 exons. The coding region runs from base 259 to 2586 and encodes 775 amino acids. Gene Ontology annotation, cellular component: membrane. The record is from RefSeq and is a predicted model, not a curated record. Gene Ontology annotation, molecular function: calcium ion binding; G protein-coupled receptor activity. Lineage: Eukaryota; Metazoa; Chordata; Mammalia; Artiodactyla; Cervidae.
UGGGCUGUAGCCUGCCAGGCUCCUCUGUCCACAGGAUCUUCCCGGCAGGCCAUGCCCUCCUCCAGGGAGUCUUCCCAACACAGCUAUCGACCCCAUGUCUCUUCAGUCUCCUGCAUUGGCAGGUAGGUUCUUUACCACUAGUGCCACCCGGAAGAGCCCCGUGAAAAGCAGAAGUCAUACUGAAAGCCAGAAGUCCCUCCCCCACACACAGAGGAAGAUAAGACAUCUUCUGUGGCUGGGCUUGCUGGUCUCUGCAUCAUGAGAAACAGGUAUCUAAGUCUGCUUUCAGGACUCUUGGUGCUGCUGCUGUUUCCAAUGGGACCUACAGCCCAGAACAGUAAAGCCUGUGCACUGCGGUGCCCUCCGAAAUCCUCAUGUGUCAAUGGCAACGCCUGCCGCUGUGAUCCAGGAUUCAUUUCUUCUUCUGGGGAGGUCUUCACGGACCCCUUGGAGAGCUGUGAUGACAUCAAUGAGUGUGGACCACCCUCACUAGCGUACUGUGGAAGUUCAGCAGACUGCCAGAACACAGAAGGGGGAUACCACUGCACAUGCAGCCCAGGAUUUGAGCCUACUUCUGGGGCAACAAUAUUCCAGAAUGAGAGUGAGAACACAUGUCAAGACGUGGACGAAUGUCAGCACAGACCCAGAGUCUGUAAAGGCCGCAGCAUCUGCAUCAACACCAAGGGCAGCUACACCUGCCAGUGCCCACCCGGCUUGGAGUUUAACCCAGAGGACCCGAGGGAUUGCACAGAUGUGGACGAGUGCAGCUCCGGGAAGCAUCAGUGUGACAACUCCACUGUCUGCGUCAACACUGUGGGUUCAUACAUGUGCCACUGCCGCCAAGGCUGGGUGCCUAAACCUGGAUUCCGAGAUAAGCAAAUGACCACCAUCUGCGAAGAGAUCCCCUUCCCCACCUGGACUGCUCCCCCUGGAAUCAAGAGCCAGGCGCUCUCUCACUUCUUUAAAAGAAUCCAGGAUCUGGGCAGAAACUUCAGCUCGGCCUCUGUCCUGAACACUGUUCGGGACCUCCUACAGGAGAUGGGUGAUCUGCUGGAGAACCCCAGGGACCUGAAAACCCUGCCCUUAUCAGAGCAGCGCUUUGUGGUCACUAACCUGCUCUUUGGCCUGGAAAAUGUCCUGAGAGGGGUGAGCAAGGCACUGCCUAAAGGGUCAUGGACCUUCAGUUCAUCUGCAGGCAUAGAAGUGUCACUGGAGGUGCAGGCGCCAAGCUACAGGAAUAUCACCUUGACUCAGAAUAGGACUGAAAUGAUGCUGACCUGGGAUACAGUGCAUGAUUCUGGUGACUCAGGUCUUGCUGUGGUGGGCCUCCUGUCCACUCCAGGGAUGCACAGAUUCCUGGCUGAAGCCCCUUUGGUCCUGGAUGCUGAGGAACCGGCAAAUCUACAUGAGACACACAGGGGUUUGCUGCAGGAAACCUCCCACAUACUGCUGUCAGAUGUCAUAUCUGCCUUUAUCACCAACAAGGAUGCUGAGAACCUCAAAUCCCCAGUCACCUUUGUCUUCCAACAUUCAGUGACCCCUGGGCCAAGACAGAAGGUGCACUGUGUUUACUGGGAGCGUGGCCAGAAUGGAAGUGGUCACUGGGACACCAGAGGCUGCUGGGUGACCAGCACCAGAGACAACAACACCACCUGCCAGUGCACCCACCUCAGCAUCUUUGCCGUCCUCAUGGCCCACUACAGUGUUCAGGAGGAGGAUCCCGCACUGACUGUGAUCACCUACGUGGGACUCAGCCUCUCUCUGCUGUGCCUCCUCCUGGCGGCCCUCACCUUCCUUCUGUGCAAAGCCAUCCAGAACACCAGCACCUCGCUCCACCUGCAGCUCUCGCUCUGCCUCUUCCUGGCCCACCUGCUCUUCCUCACAGCCAUUGACAGAACUGAGAACAAGGUGCUGUGCGCCAUCAUCGCGGGUGCCUUACACUAUCUCUACCUGGCCUCCUUCACCUGGAUGCUGCUGGUGGGCCUGCACCUCUUCCUCUCUGCACGCAACCUGAUGGUGGUCAACUACUCCAGUGUCAACAGGUUCAUGAAGAAGGCCAUGUUCCCUGUGGGCUAUGGAGUCCCAGCUGUGAUUGUGGCCAUUUCUGCAGCAUCCAGGCCUCGUCUUUAUGGGACACCCACCAGCUGCUGGCUCCACUCAGAAAAGGGAUUUAAAUGGGGUUUCCUUGGACCAGUCUGUGCCAUCUUCUCUGUCAAUUUAGCUUUCUUUCUGAUGACCCUUUGGAUUUUGAAAAGCAGACUCUGUUCCCUCAACAGUGAGGUGUCCACCCUCCAAAACACGAGGAUGCUGACAUUCAAAGCCACAGCUCAGCUCUUCAUCUUGGGAUGCACGUGGUGUCUGGGAAUCCUGCAGGUGGGACCAGCUGCCCACGUCAUGUCCUAUCUCUUCACCAUCAUCAACAGCCUGCAGGGUGUCUUCAUCUUCCUGGUGCACUGCCUCCUCAGCAAGCAGGUCCGUGAGCAAUACAGGAACUGGUUGAGGAUCAAGAAAACCAAAGCCGAAUCUGAGAACUACACGCUCUCCAGCAGGACCAUGUCUGAUUGCAAACACAGUGAGGAGACUUAAAUUAACGACUAAAUCAGAUGAUCUUCUAUCCAGGUCGGCAAGGAAACUUCUGAACCGUCAUCUUUGGGAAAACUUCUAAAACAUGUUUUCAUGUUUGUUACAGGAACUCUUCACAGAACCAUUGUGUAAGGAAGUAUGAUGGGAAUUCUUGAUAUUUAGAUUGCUGGAAGAAUUUUGCUUUUCUACUCCAUAUGGGAUGCUCACCUCACUCUCAGCAUAGUCAAAGGGCUCUGAUGCAAUUCCUCAGUUGCCUUAGAUUAAAUCACCUGCUUCAAACUUUUUCUACAAAGUUCCUCAAGUUUGUAGGUAUAUGAAGAUAUUUGAAGGUAUAUGAUAAGGAAAACGAGCUUCAGAAAACUGUCUUAAAAUACUGUAAGACAGGAAAGUAAGGUUCAAACACCUACAUGGAGGAUAAAAUUGCUAUGAUGUCCCAAAUUUUUCCUGGAUUUUGUCCUAAAAACACUUGAAUUUCAAGCAAUGGGACAGUUGGUUUCAAUACAUACUUGUUUCAACUUCUUCACCCUCCAUCUAAAGAUUAUUAACUUAGGCAUUAGAAAAAUAUAUUUUACUACUCACCAUAUGUGUGAAUGUUUGUAAGUCACUCAGUAGUGUCCAACUCUUUGUAACUCCAUAGUCCAUAGCCCACCAGGCUCUUCUGUCCAUGGAAUUCUCCAGGCAAGAAUACUGGAGUGGAUAGCUAUUCCUUUCUUCAGGGGAUCUUCCUGACCCAUGGACUAAAGUCUGGUCUCCUGCACUGCAGGCAGAUUCUUUACCAUCUGAGCCACCAUGGAAGCUUGGUACACACCAUGUACUGCACUAAAUUAAGAGAUCUAGUUUCUAAUUUCACAGAGCUUACAUGUUAAAGAAAAGGCUUUGUUAAGAGUAAAAUCAGAACCCUGUAAAUAAAUAAAAUCUCUACAUCCUUUCAACUGUAAGAUGUGCCAGGUUAGAAAGAGUAUAUUGCUACUGCACAUUUUUAAAGUUUUACUUACAUGUAUAACAAACUAUUUCAUUCUCAGAAUGUGAUCUUGGCAAGAUCCAAGUCCAGAGGGACAUAGAAAUGUCCCAUGGACAUCCACUGACCAGAUUUGUAUCAAUUUAAACCAAAUGGAAAAUGACUUUAAAUGAUCAUAACGUGUUAAAUUUAAAAUAUCCAUGAGUACAUAGUGAUACUUAAUGUAUUUGAAAAUAAGUGUAGAAGAUAUGACAGAAGUAGAUAAUGACAAUUUUUCAGUAUCCAGUAAAUCGCCACUAAAAGCACUGGGGCAAAUCUUGUGGAAAGAAUGGCCAAUCUCACAAUGCUAAAGAAUUCUCUUAAGUGAUUAUUGAUUUAUUACAAGGACCAAAGUGUAUUUUUAUAAUGUUAGAUCAGAUAGGCACCAAAUGAACUUAAUGAGCAAUCUUAGCAUCAAUAAUAUCAGUCUGAUGUUGUAUAGUUCCUGAUGAGACAUGAACUGAAAGCAUCCCAUUUGUGCUAAAUAAAGGUUCGUGUCCGUAUCUUAAGUGUGUGUGUGCGUGUGUGUCCUGUCACUUCAGUCGUUUCCAGCCCGCCAGGCUCCUCUGUCCAUGGCAUUCUCCAGGCAAGAAUACAAGAGUGGGUUGCCUCUAGGAUUGAUCUCUUCCAGGGGAUCUUUCUGAUUGAGAGAUCGAACCCUCAUCUGCCUGUGUCUCCUGCAUUGCUGGCAGAUUCUUUACCCCCUAAGCCAUCGGGAAAGCCCAAUCAAUUUAACCUAUAUCUAAUCUAACCUUUAGACCAAGGCUUAGCAAAGUAUACCCUGCAGGCAAAUCCAGGAAGCUGCCUGUCUUUGCAAAUAAACUCUACUGGUUCAUAACCACACUAUUCACUGGUUUCUUGUCCAUAGUUGCUUUCGGGCUACAGUGUGAAGUUGAGUGCUUGUGAAACAGUCUGCAAGACCACAAAGCCAAACAUUUUUACCAUCUGGCCCUUUCUAGAAAAAUCUUUCUGGUACCUGUUCUUUGAGACCAGACUUUCAGUACACAUGAAACACAGGGGAAAGGCACACGUGUUAAAUAACCAUACAGGCAAAUACAGAACAUAGGAAAGUUUUCUAAGUUUUCUAAUGUCAGUAUCAUUGUAAAAGGUGCAUAAGGCCAUCUAGAUAAGUGACAAAAGUGACAUGGCCAUCAAGUUCACCGUCAACUUUAGUAGUGAGAGGGUAACAGGCAAGAAGGCCAGGGCUCUCCAAACGGAGGGAAUAGACUGCAAGUGUCAGACAUUUUUUAUCUCUUUCUUAAGUGGCAGGAGGAAACAAACAAGGGCUGGAUUUUUUUUCCCUUCUCUAUACAAAUUUAAAAAGAGUUUUUUCUUGAAAUUCUUUGUUACCAUGAUGACAUCUGUCUCCACCUGAGCUUAACUUUUCUCAAACCUUGAGCUAACCAAAGCGUUUUUCUUAUGGAAAUGUUUGUCUCAAGCUAUGUUAACGAACUAUGUAUUUACCCUAGACUCCGUCUUUCUUCAAGUCGGUUCGCUUAAGACUCAGAACAAAUAAGGGCUCAACAAACCUGUAUGUUUUACUCAUACAUUGCUCUCCUAAUCUAUAUUAAUGAAUCUAUAUAUUUACUUGAAAACCUUUCUUCACGAUUCAUGUCAAUCAUUUUAUGGCCCGCGAUGACUCAUCUGGUGCUAAUGUUAUCUCAAAAUGCAUGUUGUGGGUUAGGGGCUUGGUGCCACUCUGAGUUUUGAGACAUCUCCUUUCUCUAAUUAACAGAUUGCUGAUAGGUGUAUAACAUGCAGCUACAGGCCAGCAGGGGGCACUCUUUCUGCCCGCUUCUGAUGUCUAUGUCAGAAGCUUUCUCUAUCUCUUUUAUACUUUAAUAAAACUUUAAUACACAAAAGCUCUGAGCGAUCAAGCCUUGUCACUGGCCUCGGAUUGAAUUUCUCUCCUCCAGAGGCCAAGAAUCCUGGUGUCUUUCACAGCUCAGCAACAGCCUUUCAGUAGGACUUCGAUUUGGAUAUAUGCUAUAAAAAUAUUUUGGAAACAAUUGGGAUAAAUUGUAUUUGCAUGAGAUAUUUAAAGUUAUUAUGAAAUUAUUUUCUGUACGUAAUAGUAUUAUAAUUAUGUAGAGCAUAUUCUAUAAAUUCUUCAAUAUUUGAUGGAGAUAUAGUAAAGAAAAAAGUGUUACAGUAUGUUCGCUGAAAAUCAUGUAUUAGCAGGAAAAUAUAUGUAUGUGUAAAUACAUUGUGAAAGAUUUUUCAUAUGGCAUUAUGUGAAUAACUGUGGUCUCAAGGUAAAGUAUAUAUAAGAUUUUAGUGUGUUAUUACACA